Molecule: messenger RNA, 747 nt
Organism: Folsomia candida
Lineage: Eukaryota; Metazoa; Arthropoda; Collembola; Entomobryomorpha; Isotomidae
Product: glycine receptor subunit alpha-1-like
Exons: 5
Coding region: 1-747 (248 amino acids)
Biological process (GO): regulation of membrane potential; nervous system process; chloride transmembrane transport
Cellular component (GO): membrane; synapse; neuron projection
Molecular function (GO): transmembrane signaling receptor activity; chloride channel activity; neurotransmitter receptor activity
Source: RefSeq, a predicted model, not a curated record
AUGGAGAAAUCCCUGAUUUUUUCAGAGGUGGGCGAACUGGGUCAGAAAUUUAUUAACGUGUACGUCUUUCGGGACCAUACGGUACAAUACACCAUCAACAUUUAUGCCACGAUUGCGUGUGCUAUAAACUACAAAUACUUUCCCGUGGACUCCCAGCUCUGUCCGAUGUACUUGGAAAGCCUCACAUUUGACCAGGAACAAGUUCAGUUCGAGUGGUCCAAGAAAGAUGCUUUCACCAUCAACGGGGGUCUUGCUAUGCCCCAAUUUCUCCCUAGAGUACCGCCAGGAUAUAGUGUUGCCUCCGUCCCGAGAUACAAUCAGGCCAACAAUUUUUCGCAGUGCAUCGCCUACUUCCGCUUUGAUCGAUUAUUUGGAAAUCAUAUGAUACAAACAUUUGCCCCCUGUUCGCUCAUCGUGUGCCUCUCCUGGUUCUCAUUUUGGAUGGAAUUAAACGCCCUCUCGGCUCGAAUGUCGCUCCUCAUCACGGCCAUUUUGAUCUUAGUCACCCAAUUUUCUGGACUUCGCAUCGACCACCCGCCAGUGGACUAUAUCAAGGCUGUCGACAUCUUCAUGGCUGUUUGCAUGGUGUUUGUCUUUGCCGCCUUGUGUGAAUACGUCCUGGCCAAAGUCAUCAACCGCAUGAUCCUAGAUGCCAACUAUAAGUUUCAAGAAGAACAAAUGCAAGAAGUGGCGAGAUCAAAAGUCAUUAACGAAGCAACGAUUCAAAAUGCGGGGAAGGUGAGCUAA